GGUUUUGCCACGUACAGGUCGCUGUGAGUGAGGCGUUUCUGAUCAGUCAGUCAGGCUUCGCUCAGCUGAAGUCCAGGACACACAGGCUGCUGCUGGGAUUAAAACGUCGAGACCACCAGCAGUAUGAAUGGCCAGCUGGACCUGAGUGGGAAGCUGAUCAUUAAAGUUCAGCUGGGGGAUGAUAUCCGCCGGAUCCCCAUCCACAAUGAAGACAUCACCUAUGAUGAGCUCCUGCUGAUGAUGCAGCGUGUCUUCCGUGGGCAGCUUCAAAGCAGCGAUGAGGUCACAAUCAAAUAUAAGGAUGAAGAUGAUGACCUUAUCACCAUCUUUGACAGUUCUGAUUUGUCCUUUGCUAUCCAGUGCAGUAGAAUAUUGAAGCUUACUCUUUUUGUGAAUGGGCAGCCACGGCCACUGGAGUCUUCUCAGGUGAAGCAUCUGCGUAGAGAACUGAUCCAUUUGAGGAAUAAAGUGAACAGCCUGCUGGACAGCCUGGAGCCACCCUCAGAGUCUGUCCUAGAAAGCACCAACCCAGAAACCGAAUAUUUGAAUGAAGCAGUAGAUUCAACAGUGAAGAUGGCUCCUCCGGUCAGUGCUGCUAGCAUGUCUGCAUUUGACCCACUGAAAAACCAGGAAGAGGUCAACAAGAAUGUCAUCUCAGCAUUUGGCCUGUCCGUGGAACCUGCCCCAGUUCCAGAUGUAGCUGCCACCGCUGCUGCAGAGGAGCGCUCUGCUACUCCAGACAGUAUUGCUUCAUCUUCGGCAGCACUGCCUCCUGCUGUGGCCCCCCAGGCCCCCCCACCUUACUCAGGGGUCCAACAACCUUCCUCUGCUGCUGUGGAUGGGCAGAUGUAUCAGCAGUAUCAGGCUCCAGGUGGAUACCCUCCGCAAGCUGGACCUCAGCAGUACGGGAUGCAGUACUCGGCGGGUUAUAACCCUCAGCAUACCCCUCAGCCUGGUGCUCCUCAGGCUCCUCCCCCUCAACAGCAGUUCCAGAAUUACCCCACCCCUACUUCUCAGGCUGCUGGUGCUCCUGGCUCCGCCCCUGGGUUUUCUGGCCAAUCACAACCUCCUGCUCCCCAGGGACCAGCCCAUUAUACACCCGGAGCAUUUGUGCCUCAAAACUACACAUCCCAGGCCUCUCAGCAGCCAGCUAACUAUAGCCUGCCUCCAACAUCCCAGGCCACAGGGGGUUAUCAACCCCGGCCUGGAUACACUCCUCCGCCUGGCGCCACACCUCCCCCCGGGGGUGCUAACCCCUAUGCCCGAAACCGCCCUCCUUACGGCCAGGGCUACACCCAGCCAGGCCCUGGUUAUCGGUAAAAGCCCUUUACUGUCUCCACAGCACCUGUGGGGUUUUCUCUGUCUCCAACACAUCAGUCCUGUUGUUACCCCAAAUCACCCAUCACCCCAAAUCUGUGUUUGACAUCCUAAUAUCGUGUUUUUGUUCUUUAGGUGAAUGUUGAUGAAUGUUUGUGAGAACAAAAAUGAGCUAGUAUGAUUGUUUAUGUGUGUUUGCACACAUAGGAGACCAAACGAUAUGGCAGUGGAUAGCUGUGUCUGUUGUGUGAGAAUGUGUGUGCAUUUUAUUUUAUCACCGGUCUCCUCAUUGGUGUUAUUUUGUCAUAAACCAUACAUCAUCAUAUGGUCUCUGUUUAAACACUAUAAAAAUAUAAUCUUAAGUAAAAUUUGUUUAGUUUUCUUUAAUCUCUUUUUCAUAGUCCUUUUGUCCUGGUUUUAAUAACCCCUAACUGGCCCUCUGCAGUGAAGCCUGUCAUUUCUGUAUAAAUUGUAACAUCGUUUUCAGGAAGUGAAUAAAAAAUUUGAGAGUGAAAA
Myxocyprinus asiaticus (Chinese sucker) is the source of this 1833-nucleotide messenger RNA. RefSeq names its product protein TFG-like. Gene Ontology annotation, biological process: endoplasmic reticulum to Golgi vesicle-mediated transport; COPII vesicle coat assembly. The record is from RefSeq and is a predicted model, not a curated record. The transcript has 8 exons. Lineage: Eukaryota; Metazoa; Chordata; Actinopteri; Cypriniformes; Catostomidae. Gene Ontology annotation, cellular component: endoplasmic reticulum exit site. Bases 124 to 1320 code for a protein of 398 amino acids. Gene Ontology annotation, molecular function: identical protein binding.